AUGGUUGAUCUGACGGUUAAUCUCAAGCCUUCUAACAAACCAUUGGUUCAAGGAUGUCCGGGAGUUCCUAAAACAUACCCCACAAUCAUCGGUACUUUGGAGAUCAGAACCGCAAGUGGUAUUCCAGAGCCUGUGUCUACGGUUCAGAUAAGCUUCGUUACUGUCGACACGCUAAAGUCCAAAGUACGUGAUGUUCCGAGUUCUCUACGGAAGGUCAACUAUGAAAUGACAAUACACGUUAACGACCGUAUCAUUUCGAUGGACAUCCCGUUCAUCAUCGGUAUUAAGAAUGAGAUACCGCCAACUUCUGAAGGUGAACGUGGCGUCACAAGGAAUAAGCUGGAAGUUGCAGUUCAUUCUGGGAAAUCACUUCUGCAGUUUGAAUUCCCAGUGGUCAUCACUACUUAUGAUACGUUGCCUCUUUAUAGGCAGUUCAACGAACCAAUAUCAAAAGUCAUUGAUAGUAAAGAUACUCACGUUAUGAUUGAAUACUCCCUUCCUACAAGUGCGAUUGGUCCUGGCGAAGAGCUAGUUUUAAACUGUAAAACUGUUGUGAAUCCACGAUAUCCACAAUUGACAGACAAGGUGAAGCUGAAGAAAGUUGGUUUACAAAUCGUGGAAAUUUUUGACUGUCGCUGUGAUAAGGCAUUCAUAAAGGAAUCUAUUAUAUCACAAAUGGCAAAGGACUUCCAUGGACAAAACGUUGGCAUGCGUGGUAUCGCUGAGAGCUUGAAGAUUAGACUGCCAGAUGCGCAUGAUAGGUACAAGUUAUUCUUGAAACAACAGGACAAGAGAUUACUGCUAAAUGAUUCUGGGGUUCAAGGAUCACGGAACGAUCUCAAGCCUCUGAUUAUUGAACAUCAAGAUGACCCUAUACCAUAUACACACCAUCAACCAAUGACAAAACGAUCUGUGCUGUUCAGCACGUAUUAUGAACUCAGAGUCUGUUUCAAGUUUUCGAACGCUAAGGAUGUUAGCUUCGUUCUACCUAUCACAGUUGCACCAUUUGAUAGGAGUAAGAGCAUAUACUUGUUGAAAUGGAUCCUUAAAGAGAGUGAACUUGCAGAAAGUUUCCUAAAGAAGAUCGAAUCUGAAGUUGGAAAGAUCAACUACAAUAGUCGAUAUGAUUCCUUGGUUUAUCCACAGAGGAAACCAAUAAAGAUGGUGUCCAAAGAUGAUAAACAAAGGUUUGUAUAA
Molecule: messenger RNA, 1197 nt
Organism: Williopsis jadinii
Lineage: Eukaryota; Fungi; Ascomycota; Saccharomycetes; Phaffomycetales; Wickerhamomycetaceae
Gene: RGL1
Product: Rgl1p
Exons: 2
Coding region: 1-1197 (398 amino acids)
Biological process (GO): division septum assembly
Cellular component (GO): division septum
Source: RefSeq, a predicted model, not a curated record